This is a messenger RNA of Doryrhamphus excisus (bluestripe pipefish), 6297 nucleotides long. RefSeq names its product CACN subunit beta associated regulatory protein b (gene cbarpb). Lineage: Eukaryota; Metazoa; Chordata; Actinopteri; Syngnathiformes; Syngnathidae. Gene Ontology annotation, biological process: negative regulation of calcium ion-dependent exocytosis; negative regulation of voltage-gated calcium channel activity. Gene Ontology annotation, molecular function: transmembrane transporter binding. Gene Ontology annotation, cellular component: plasma membrane; secretory granule. The record is from RefSeq and is a predicted model, not a curated record.
GCUUCCAUUCAGAAAUACCUCUAAGCCUUUUGACAAUCUCCACAUUAAAAGUCGUCCUUUAGCAGACUUAUUUUUUGCCCACCCUGGCCGGACCAAGUAGGUGGAGCAGCCAUGCAUGCAGCCAUGCUGUCCUGUUGCUCCAAGGCCGUCGGGCCGAUGCUGAGCUGAGCUAAGCUGAGGGGUGUUGGAGGCAAUUCAGUCAUCUUCUGCUUGGACUGAGGAUGCACCGAGGGAGCUGAGGCGGAUUCUCUCAAGCCACACACGAGCCCGCCUGACACACACAUCCAGAGCUGCUGCUGCUGCUACCGCUGCUGCGCACUGCCCUCCAUCAGGGGGGACUCCAUAGUUGGCCUGGACCAUGAGCUAUGAGUCUACCGUUUGGAACAUCCUACCAGAAAACUCCACAGUCCCACUCGAGACAGAGGAGCAGCAAGAUGGCUAUGUGCUACUCCUGGUGAUCCUCUCCAUCUUCCUAGUGGGGACGUUGAUCUUUGUCUCCAUCCUCCUCAUCACCUGCCGCCGUUGCUAUCGAGGAGGUCAAUGUUGCGACAGUGGCAGUGAUGACGCCGAGAAAACCAACGCCACAUACACGGAGGAGUCUCAGCCCACCCAUGAAAUCACCAUUCGGGUGGACGAGUCCGACUGCCUGUCCAUGGCCAGCUCUCAUGAUCAGGAGACAGAUCGCUUCCUCUCCACCGGCACCAUGGCCCGGCGAGUCUCCUUCAACGAGGCGGCGCUCUUUGAUCACGGCAAGAAGCCCCAGGAGAAGGGUCGCAGAUACACACUGACCGAGGGUGACUUUCACCACCUAAAGAAUGCACGGCUCACACACCUCCACAUCACGCCCCCGGCGCUCAAGAUAGUCACCAUCCAUGAGUGCGAUUCAGCGGAGAACACAAUCACCAUGACAACACGCCCUGUCGCCAAGUCAGCGCUUUCCAUCUUCCAGCCAAUGCUGUGCCCCCUGCCACAAACUGCACUGACCAGCCUGAGCACUGUUUCCAGCUGUGCGCUCCCAGGAGAUACUCUCAAUUCAACUGUGGUGGACAAUAGCUUGAGUGUGAAUACUACAGCUAAAGCAAAUGGAGGUUCUAUGGAGAUGAUAACAGUAGGGCCCCGCGACCAACGCUGCAGUGUUGGUGCAGCAGAAGGGGCUGCGCCCAUGAGUGUCCCUUCUGCAGGCAACGGUGCAGCCAAGCAGGAUCCGGUGCAGCAGUUCUUUACCAAACUGCGGCGCCAUGCCAGUCUGGAGGGGGCCAGUCCUUAUUUCAAGAUCAAGAAAUGGAAGCUGGACAGCAGCCAGAGGGCUUCAAGUCUGGAUAUGAGAGGCUCACCAAAGAGGAGACAGUUCCAGCGCCAGCGGGCCGCCAGCGAGAGCAUGGACCAGGACGACAAUGACGCACACCACAUUGACCUCAUCCAGUACAUCGCCCGUACCCAAGACAUCCCUUACUGUCCUGGCCGGCCUGUAGUGCCACCUCCAUCAGCACCACCCCCUUCCCUCGGCAGGGUAGAGGUAGAGGUGAUGGUGGAGCCCAGCUGCAGCCACACUGGACCAGGGGUGAUUGGCUUGUCCCCUGAUCCUCAAGACGAAGCACUUUCCCUCAGGGAAAGCGCAGAACCUCUUGAGCUCCAGGAUCCCCAGACACUUUACAGAGACAUUUGGACCUUACGUGCAUCACUUGAACAAUAUGCUGCCUCUGACCAAAGCAGCAACAAUGACAGGAACUCAGUCUGCAGUGAUGCCGACAGUGUGUGUACAGAAAAAGAAAGAGAAGGGCUCCCCAGCUUCUUAUCCCAGGAUUUAGGGGACGAGAUAGAAGGUGGAGAGGAUGACAAGGAGCUUUUUGCGUACAUGGAUGAGACACUAGGGGCGAAGUGGGUAAGAAAUAGGAAACAACAAAGUACAGAAUCGGAGCGAGGUGGAAGUGACGGCGAAACAGGGACUCGUAAAUUGCUGCAAAUGGAUAGCGGCUAUGCAUCUAUUGAGGCCCCCUCUCGUGGUCCCGAAGAGUUGCGAAUGUUUGGAGGCACCAGCCCAAAGGAGAGAACAGCCCAUGAAAAAAGGCACCACUUCACCAAGGCAGGCCGAUCUUGUACAAUCGGCGAGAGCUUUGAGUCUCACUUCUAUGAUGAAGAGCCAGACGAGGAGCGACUGCUGGGUGCCACUGGAGGAGUUUCGGUAACAGGUGUUGGUCCCCAAAGUUGGUUUCCAUACGGUCAGAUGCUCACUCCUCGGGAGGCUUCACAACCUUCCACCCAACCAUUGAUCGUACACCGGAGAGACUACAGCAUCGAUGAGAAAACUGAUGCACUCUUCCAUGAGUUUCUCCGUCAUGACCCUCAGUUCGACCAGCAGGAGUCGCCAUUAAGGAAACAUCGGUCCAGAAUCCACCUUCGUAAGCAGUGGCAACGCCAUAAGCAGUGGAGUGACCCUGGUGUCAGACAUUUACACUCCUCUUUUGAGAGACAACGAACUCCCCUACGGAGGGGUGACAGCGUAAACUAUCCUCUAGACACAAGUUAUCAUAGCAUGCUCCCCCGCAUUGUCAGCACACCCGAUGAGGAAACCAGCGACACUUCUGAAACUCCAAAGGCAGAGCCCACAACUAUUGUAAAGGAUUCUGGAAAGGAGAAAGACCAGGGAGACGAAGGGUUGAGUGAACAUCCGGAGCCUCAAGAGGACAGCAAACAACCCGGACUCACCUCAGAACACCUCGAUGAACGGUCACCCCUUCAGCCACCCAAGUCCUCGGGCUACGGCCCACAAACCAUCACCGCAGAACUCACGGACAAACUGAUGGCUAAUUUAGAUGAAAGGUUAUACAUGGGCCUUCGAAGGACCAAGGACACAGCAGAGUGUUUGACGGUGACGGCUACUCACACUUCUCCAGACCACAGCCCGGUGUAGCCCACUGAUCCUCAUUGACCACCUCAAAGCUGCUGAUACACACAAACUUGGUUUUGUCUUUGUUUUCAUGAUUCAGGCCAACAAUGAAUUGAAAGUUAUCCAAAAUAAACCAAGCAGUACAGUUCAGUGCACCACGGGUUGACUUGACAGUCAGUCAGCCAGCAGUUUGAAUCCACUCUUUGGGUAGGUUUUGGCACAUUUUACCUUUGCAGUUUUCAGACAAAAAUGACUAUUCUGACAACCAGUCAAUUGGCACUUCUACGUCUAGAACCAACCUACCAGUAUUGAACAAUACUUUUAGCACUGCAGUCGGUACAAAUGAAGUCAAUUUUAAGGUAGAUGUGAAAAAUGUAGUACCGUACCAAAGCGAAUCAAAUUCUACUGCUUGGUAGAAAUGGGGCUAUUUCCUACAGGCGUCGUCAGUGUUGACUGAUCAUUUGUGUUCCUGUUUUCUUGUUGUUUUCUUAGUCAGAUGUUGAUACUAUGGACCAGUGCAGCUUCUGCAUUUGAUGGUCAGCUGCGAAUUUAAGUUCUCAUAGACACUAAAUAGAACGGUACAGACAAAGAGUUAUGACCAUAUGUUAAAUUAUUUCAGAUUAAGUUAUUUUUAUCACUUUUAUAAAAAUCGGAAAUUUUUAAUCCUGGUGAUUUUUUGGGGACCCAAAUAUAGACAGUCGCAUACAGUUAACUCUGACUCUCCCUUGGGCCAGCAUAUGUUCUGUGCAGUGCAGUUUGAGGUUAAACUGGUUUGUUUCCAUUGUCGAUUGGGGCUCUGACAUUCUUCGACUGGUUUUGUACUUUACUGUAAGCAGUAGCGAGCCUCAAGUGUUUUUCCCACCGCUAUCAAUUGCAGUAGACAAUGUUUUUCUAUGUGUAGUUAGCUAGCUACCUGCAAAUAUUUCUCGAAUUACAGUUCACAGAAAGGCAUCACCUUGUUUAAAAAAAAAAAGUGUUGCUUCAGAUUCAGAAGAAAAGUACACUUUCUCCCAAAAUAUGCUUCAGUGUUGUUAUUCAAGAGUGCUGAAAUAUAUUUUUGUAGAUGAGUGUAAUGACUCAACCAUAUUUACUAAGAUAGAAAGGUCUGUGGGCAACACAAUCAUGAGCUGGGUGGUUUUGGGACAGCAGUGAGAUAGGAGCGUUUCUCUCACGGAUGCUUGCGGUUUUUAUUGGAUUGAUUUAUAUGAAAGGCAUGAUGUCUACUGCAUGAGGCUGAAAACAGAAAAGUCUUUAUUCGCCUUGUUUUUCCAUCUGUGCAUCCUUGUCUUCUCCUGAGAAAGUCUAUAGUGCUUCCCCAAAGGGGAGGGGACUUGUAUUACUUAAAUUACUUUUCAUAUUUGUAUAAAACUCGACUGAACAAAAAUGCUAUUUAUUGUUCUAGCCAUGUGUUUUUACAUGGCUGAGUAAAUAAAACGUUGCUAGAUUUGCAAAGAAUACGCACAAUCACCCAAGUGAUUGAAUUUAGAAUCCGUUUCCAUUGCUCCUUGAUUUCAGUAGCAGCAGCUUGAUUAGAGCCUUGUUUUUGCUGAUAAAAAACCAUUCCCGGGGGCUUUCCGCCUGGUGUGCAGCGAGGGGAGCCUCUGCAGAGCGUGGUGGUGAAUAUAAAUCAUAACAGAGGGGAAGCCCUUGUUUCGUAUCUCCUCCCCAUGCUUGCAGAGGCUGUUCUGUUACAUCGCAGUGAAGCAACAGUUCAGGAUUGAAAUACUGUUUGUUGGUCAAAUGCAAUACGAUUCAUCAAUUAGGAUGCUUUAUGGUACCAUAGAAUUCACAUUACAAUGAUUUAGUCCAAUUACAAUCUGAUACGGUGCAAUACGAUUCACUUGAAUUACAAUUCCAUGUAGUGUGAUACGAUUCACAUGCAUUACAAUAUGAUUAUUCCAAUCACAAAAUGAUAAGCAUUGUGCAUUUCAAUACAAUUCACGUAAUUUCUGAUGUACUUAUAAUGAGGUUUAUCUCAGAAUUGUGCACAAGUGGUAUGAUUUCCUCGACAUAAGAUUUUGUACAAAGAACUCAAACCAAUCACUUGACCUGCUUUUGAUUGGGCUCUACUGUGAGCAUGAUGCUUCUUUUCCUCACGACCCAGAUUAGAUAGUACUCCUGCUAAAUCUCCUUUCCAGGGUUGAGUGGACCCAGAGGCUCAUUAGGACAACAGUGGUUCAGAUGGAAGGAAGUGAUUCCACUGCACCCCCAUCUUAUUAUCAGACCACUCAGAGAUGUUUCAGUGUCACCAAAAAAAGGAAUAUCUUAUGAGUAGGGAUGCGGCGAUCACGGUUUUAUGCUGCCGAUUCUGAUACCAAUCACCUGGAUUCAUUAUAAAAUUUAUUAAUGAUGAGUGUUCAUUCUUAAAAUUGCACAUUAAAUUAAAGCUUUUAACGUGCUACCCCUGUAAGAUCCUUGUCGGGGCAUAUGUUGACAAUGACGUUCCACACGGCAGACAUGAUGGUUUUUGUUUUGGCACAACUACACAUUGUGACGUAGGACGCUGCCCAAUACAUUAGUUAGGGUAAGACAUUACACUCCAUGCAGGGAUCGCUGUGGGUUUUAAUCGUACUAGCCACAGGUGAUUGGCGUUGAAAGGCCGGAUAUUGGCCGAUACUGAAUGAUGGCUGAUCGAUAUUAGCACCCGUAUAAGACUGCCAUCCAGUAUAACAUGACUAAGCAAGUAUAUCAUAAACUACUUAAAACUAAAUGAAUGUAAAAGAAAGUACUCACCAUUAGAUAGGUAAAAGGAAGAACACGAUCACUUAUUGCCAUUCUAUGACUAUCACUGGAGUUAAUAAUAAUAUUGAAUUAUUAUUCUAUUUAAUGGUAUUGUACUGAGUAGCCAGACCGACAGUUUGAUGUCCGGUUUUAUGGUUAUUCACUUUUCCUUGUUGCCAUCACUGGUAGCUUUCUGUGGUGACUUUUCAAAAAAGUCAAUGAAAAAGCAAAACUGACUCCUGGAUUUAAUCAUUUUAGACACAUUUUCUUGAGACUUUUAGUUAAACUCAAAAUUUUACCACUUUAAGAGGGUGUUCGAUUUUUGAAUUUCCACUGUGUGCAAUUUCAUGUCGUUUUUUUUUUUUUUUGUGUCCAAGAAUGAACAUUUUGGUGAGUAUGCUAACAGAGAUGUCAAAUGCAACGAUACACACUGCAUUUGUCUGCAUGAGAGCUAACAUUUUAGUACAAGUCCCCUCACUCUGUACAAAAUGAUCACGUUAAUGACGGUCAGCUCUUUGCAUUUCUUGCUUCAUUUGUUAAACGCAUCUUUAAUCCCAAAAGGACAAAAAAAGACUUUUCUGAACAAUUAAGCUUUCAGAGCCUGGAGGGACCAAAUCACACACAUGAAGUCUUCUUUUAUUUUAGAGGGUUUUUUUUCUUCCCCAAUCUGUGAAUAAAGGAUUUGAGCG